AUUCCAUUUUUUACAGCUCUACCACUCCGCCCGAUGCAUCCAUUUACCUUCGCUCCCUGAAUCUGCGCGAUAGCCAUCUCUCUCUCUAGGUCUUUUGCCUGGAAAUGGCAAGUUUAGUGGAGCGAUUGCGGGUUAGGUCUGAUCGAAGGCCAAUUUACAACUUAGAUGAAUCGGAUGAUGAGGGCGAUAUCGUAAAGAAGAAACCCCGGGCGGGUCCUUCUUCGGAGAGCUUUGAGAAAAUUGAACGAACCGAUGCGAAAGAAGGUUCAUGCCAAGCUUGUGGAAAUAGUGAUGAUGAUCUUUUGAGCUGUGAGACGUGUAAUUAUUCUUAUCAUCCGAAGUGCUUACUACCUGCUAUGAGAGGUCCUGUUCCUCGCAACUGGAAAUGCCCUGCAUGUGUUGGCUACCUGAACGAUAUUGAAAAGAUACUAGACUCUGAGGUGCGGCCAUGUGCUGCAGAUGAUACUGAUGUGUCUAAGCUAGGCUCAACUCAAGCUUUAACAAAACAUUAUUUGGUAAAAUGGAAAGGACUAUCCUACCUCCACUGCACAUGGGUCCCAGAGGCGGAGUUUGUUAAGGCAUACAAGUCAAAUCCUCGUUUGCGAACGAAAGUAAACAAUUUUCACAGACAAGCUUCUUCAUUAAAUAAACAUGAUGAUGAAUAUGUUCCUAUCAGGCCAGAUUGGACUACAGUGGACCGGAUCAUAGCUUGCAGGGAAUUAGAAGAAGGAAAAGAAUAUCUUGUGAAAUGGAAAGAGCUUCCUUAUGAUGAAUGCUAUUGGGAGUUGGAAUCCGACAUUGCAUCGUUUCAUAAAGAAAUUGAGAAGUUCCAUAAAAUUCAGUCACAGGGGAAGAAGAAAUCAGCAAAAACACAAAAGAACCAAACUCCUGUUGACUUGGAGUCCAAGAAGAACCUGAAAGAGUUUCAACGUUACGAAAGUACACCCGAUUCUCUUUGUGGAGGUUCCCUACAUCCGUAUCAGCUUGAAGGGUUGAAUUUCUUACGUUAUUCUUGGGCCAAGCAGACACAUGUGAUACUUGCAGAUGAGAUGGGCCUUGGUAAAACAAUACAAAGUAUUGCCUUUUUGGCAUCACUUUUUGAGGAUAAGCUAUAUCCUCAUCUUGUAGUAGCUCCUCUUUCAACAUUGAGGAAUUGGGAACGUGAAUUUGCCACAUGGGCUCCUCACAUGAAUGUUGUGAUGUAUGUUGGUACUGCCCAAGCACGUACUAUAAUCCGAGAAUAUGAAUUUUACCACCCCAAGAAUCAAAAGAAGAAGAAAAAGAAAAAAUCCAGUCAAUCUGUUAGUGAAGACAAACAGUCUAGAAUUAAAUUUGAUGUCCUCUUGACAUCUUAUGAAAUGAUCAACAUGGAUUCAACAUCAUUGAAACCCAUAAAAUGGGAGUGCAUGAUCGUUGAUGAAGGGCAUCGUCUGAAAAAUAAGGAUUCGAAGUUGUUUUCUUCGUUGAAGCAAUAUUCUAGCAGACAUAGAGUUCUUUUGACUGGAACUCCUUUACAGAACAACUUGGAUGAACUUUUCAUGCUUAUGCAUUUCCUUGAUGCAGGGAAGUUUGGAAGUUUGGAGGAUUUUCAGGAGGAGUUCAAGGAUAUCAAUCAAGAGGAACAAAUAGAGAGGCUUCAUAAGCUGUUGGCUCCCCAUCUGUUGAGAAGAGUGAAGAAAGAUGUCAUGAAAGAAAUGCCCCCGAAAAAAGAAUUGAUCCUGCGUGUUGAAUUGAGUAGCAAGCAGAAAGAGUAUUACAAAGCAAUUUUGACUCGUAAUUAUCAGAUACUAACUCGCAAAGGUGGUGCCCAGAUUUCCCUCAUAAAUGUGGUGAUGGAACUGCGCAAGCUUUGUUGUCAUCCCUUCAUGUUGGAAGGUGUCGAGCCAGAAGAUACUCACGAGUUCAACAAGCAACUUUUGGAAACAUCAGGAAAAUUACAACUUUUGGAUAAGAUGAUGAUCAAACUUAAAGAGCAGGGACACAGAGUUCUAAUAUAUUCUCAAUUUCAGCAUAUGCUGGACUUGUUAGAAGAUUACUGCAAUUAUCGGAAAUGGCAUUAUGAAAGGAUUGAUGGAAAAGUUGGUGGGGCGGAAAGACAGGUUCGAAUAGAUCGGUUCAAUGCAAAGAAUUCUUCCAGAUUUUGUUUUCUGCUAUCAACUAGGGCUGGAGGUUUAGGAAUAAACCUUGCCACUGCUGACACAGUUAUCAUAUAUGAUAGUGAUUGGAAUCCGCAUGCAGAUCUGCAGGCCAUGGCAAGAGCACACCGACUUGGUCAAACUAACAAGGUCAUGAUCUACAGGCUCAUAACACGAGGAACCAUUGAAGAAAGGAUGAUGCAAAUGACAAAGAAGAAAAUGGUUUUAGAGCAUCUAGUUGUUGGAAGGCUCAAAGCACAAAACUUAAAUCAGGAAGAACUAGAUGACAUCAUAAGGUAUGGAUCCAAGGAGUUAUUUGAAGAGGACAAUGAUGAAUCAAUAAAAUCCCGUCAAAUUCGUUAUGAUGACACUGCAAUUGAUAGAUUACUCAAUCGCGAGCAAAUUGGGGAUGAAGCGGCUUCAUUGGAUGAUGAAGAAGAAAAUGGGUUUUUGAAAGCCUUUAAGGUAGCAAAUUUUGAGUAUGUUGAGGAAGCUGAAGUGGCUACAGAAGAGGAUCCAAUUGAUGCAGUGGAUGUGGGUAAAGCUUCUGUAAACAAUUAUGAAAGGGCGAAUUAUUGGGAAGAUCUCUUGAAAGAUAAGUAUGAAGUUCAUAAGGUAGAGGAAUUUAAUGCUAUGGGCAAGGGGAAGAGGAGUCGCAAACAGAUGGUGGCUGUUGAAGAAGAUGACCUUGCUGGUUUGGAAGAUGUAAGUUCUGGUCGGGAAGAUGAGGAUGAUGAUGAUGAAGCUUACGUAACUGACAAUGAAACGGCUUCAGUUGAAGCUGUAGUUGGCCGAAGACCUUACAGAAAAAGAGCUCGUGUGGAUUCAGAGAAACAUCCUCUAAUGGAGGGUGAAGGAAGACACUUUCGUGUUUUGGGGUUUAAUCAAAGCCAAAGGGCUUUGUUUGUACAAAUUUUGAUGAGGUUUGGCACCGGGAAUUAUGACUGGUCAGAGUUUUUGCCACGUUUAAAGCAAAAAACUCAUGAGGAAAUUCGAAAGUAUGGGGAACUUUUCUUCAAGCACAUAUCUGAAGAUAUGAAUGACUCAUCCACUUUUGCAGAUGGGGUACCCAAAGAAGGACUAAGAAUCGAUGAUGUACUAGUCAGAAUAGCUACACUCUCUCUUUUUAGAGACAAAGUGAAAGCUUUAUCAGAGAACUCUGCCCUGUUCAAAGAUGACAUCUUAUUCCGUUUCCCCGCACUAAAAGGAGGGAGAGUUUGGAAGGAACACCAUGACCGAUUGCUGCUGAAAGCCGUGAUGAAACAUGGCUAUGGACGAUGGCAACAGAUUGUUGACGACAGAGACUUGAGACUCCAAGGAGUCCUCUGUCAAGAGCUGAACCUUCCUCUUGCCAAUACACCUGUUUUAGAACCUUCUGAAGUGUAUACCAAUCCUCCUGGAACUUAUCAAGCGCGACAACACACCACUGGAGUUUCUCAACUGCAGUCGCAUCCUCCUGGAACAUCUGUAGCACAAGGUUCAGGUUCUGAAGCUUCUCAAAACUGUGGUCCUACCGGAGUUACUCAGUCACAAAAUGGGGUGGGUUCUGAACAUUCUGAAAAUCCUGGAAAUCAAACAAAGAGGGCAGCAGGUGAUGUUGCACAUGGAGCUACUGAUACAGGAGCUCGGACGCUACUUUCUCCAGAUCUAUCCACAUAUCAUUUUAGGGAGAUUCAGCGAAGACAGGUAGAGUUUAUCAAGAGAAGAGUGCUGCUUUUGGAGAGAGGGCUGCAUCUGGAACUGCAGAAAGAAUACUUUGCUGAUAAACAGACUUCCAAUGCUGCACGUGAUGAGGGAGGACACAAUGCUACAGAGCUGAAAUAUCCAACCUCUGAGGCAUCCUAUACCCAAAAGAUUGAUCAAUUGCCUCAAGUUGAACCAAUUACUACUGAAGAAGGUUUGAAGAUUGCUUCCGAUCAAAACUCAGAUCGCUUAAAUGUAGGCGAACUUUACAAUGAGAUACACAAAAUCAUUGUGGACGACAGUGAAUAUUCAGCUGAAAAUGCAGUUUCAAUAUUGAGUAAAAAUCUUGGCGGACUCGAAGCAAUAAAUCAAAAGAUAAACCAAAUUCUUUCUCUAGGCGAAUCUGUGGACCGUAAAAAUGGAGGUAACAGUAUGGGGUGAAAAUUGUGUGAUAUAUAGUAAGGUGUUUUGAGUUGCUGUAAGACAAAGAAGAUAGAGAAAAGAUCGAAACGAACAUGCUUCUUAGUUAACUGUGGUAGUGUAUUUGUCUGUUUGUUUUGUUGUGCGAAUGUUGUCGAUGAUUAUGCUAACUUACUAUGAAACCUGCAAGAAAUAUUUAGGGCAGCCAAUCUGCUUUGAACUUACAUAUGUUAUAAUACUAUAGUCUGCUUCUUAUUA
This is a messenger RNA of Andrographis paniculata, 4496 nucleotides long. RefSeq names its product CHD3-type chromatin-remodeling factor PICKLE-like. The transcript is spliced from 31 exons. Bases 105 to 4259 code for a protein of 1384 amino acids. Gene Ontology annotation, biological process: negative regulation of transcription by RNA polymerase II; chromatin remodeling. Lineage: Eukaryota; Viridiplantae; Streptophyta; Magnoliopsida; Lamiales; Acanthaceae. Gene Ontology annotation, cellular component: chromatin; nucleus. The record is from RefSeq and is a predicted model, not a curated record. Gene Ontology annotation, molecular function: chromatin binding; DNA binding; ATP hydrolysis activity.